Sebastes umbrosus (honeycomb rockfish) is the source of this 1997-nucleotide messenger RNA. RefSeq names its product angiotensinogen (gene agt). Gene Ontology annotation, biological process: regulation of systemic arterial blood pressure by renin-angiotensin. The coding region runs from base 188 to 1570 and encodes 460 amino acids. Lineage: Eukaryota; Metazoa; Chordata; Actinopteri; Perciformes; Sebastidae. The transcript has 7 exons. The record is from RefSeq and is a predicted model, not a curated record. Gene Ontology annotation, molecular function: serine-type endopeptidase inhibitor activity.
UGUAAGUCAUGACAGCAGAGCCCCUGACUCAAUGCUGCUUUGGUUAAUCAGUAACCAGGGUGGGAGCACAACGGCCGGGUUAAAAUAAAGGAGCAGAGGAGCCAGGACCUCACUCAGCACCUCACUCAGCAGCAGCAGGACACACACGAAAGAAUCAUUUUAAAGGUGACUACCAACAAAAGGUAAAAUGCGGUCGCCUCUUCUAGCCCUCCUACUCUGCUGCUACCUCUCAGGAAGCCAAGCCAACCGCGUCUACGUCCACCCCUUCUACCUCUUUGCCGCUGACAACGUCAGCUGCGAGACCCUGCAGACACAGACGUCCGAGCCUCUGGAGACACUUCCAGUGGCCCCCCUUGAUAAUGAAGUCCUCACACCAGACAGCAGGGACCCAUCCAAACUGGACGCACAAAGGCAGAACAUCACAGAGAGGACGGCGGUUCUGGCACAUCUGUUGAACACUCUGGGCCUGAGGAUGUACCAGGCUGGCGGCAACAAGCAGCACAGCACCAACACCCUCCUCUCGCCGCUCAACACUUUUGGAUCACUCGUCACCUUCUACCUGGGGGCCUCCAGGAAGACAGCGAGGCUGUACCAGGAACUACUGGGCCUGGACAGAGGCACCGACCAAAAGGACUGUGUGUCCUUAGUGGACGGACACAGGGUUCUCAAGACCCUGCAGGGCAUUAACUCUCUGGUGGACGAUGGACCCAAAGAUGAAAUCACCACCCAGGUCUGGGCCUUCACUCGCCAGGACGCUCAACUGUCCGAGGACUUUAUUCAAGGCACGCAGGACUUCUCCGACACGUCGUUCAUCCGCGGUGUGGACUUCUCCAAACCUCAGGAGGCAGAGCAGCUGGUGAACAGCUUCAUGGAGAAGACAUCAGGAGGGAAGGUGAAGGAUGUCUUCGAAGAUCUGAACUCCAGCAGCGACCUUCUGUUUGUUUCUUCCUUCAACUUCCAAGGCAACUGGAGGACAGCUUUUCAACCAGAGAAGACCGCCUUGCAGGAGUUUUAUGUGAAUGAAACAACCACAGUGAUGGCUCCUCUGAUGACCCACACGGGUCAGUACCACUACCUGAAUGAUAAGGUACGACGGUGCACAGUUGUGAAGCUGUCUCUGAGCAAACGGUCCUACAUGUUGCUGGUCCUGCCUCAUGAAGGGGCUAACCUCCAUGACAUUGUGUCUAAACUGCUCACAGACGACAUGUCUAAAUGGCACCAGAAUCUCCAGGAAGGUCUGUUGGAGCUGUCCCUCCCAAAGUUCUCCAUGUCUUCUGUGACUGAUCUGCGCGACCUGCUGACCGACAUGGGUCCACAAGUUGAGGCCGAGCUGUUGGGCUCCCAGGCCGAGUUCAGCCAACUGAGCAACACCACACCCUUCACUAUAGAUAAGGCGGUCAACAAGGUGAUGUUUGAGAUGUCCGAGGAAGGAGCAGAACCUCAGGACACGAUCCAGGAAGCAGGCAUCCCUCUAAAACUGUCCAUCAACCGGCCGUUCUUCUUUUCUGUCAUCGAGGGUGAUUCUAACGCCAUCCUCAUGAUGGGCAAGAUCAUCAAUCCUACACUGUAGAGUUAUAUAGUACUUAAAAACUAAUUUAGAUCAUACCAUUGUUUUUCAGCUGACAUAAUGCCCACAUACAGUACAUGAGGAAUGAAGCACAAUCUAUCUCAAGAAGGAUCUAUCAUAAUUCAACAGUGUUAUCUCUUACCACAGCUGAUCUCGCCACAAACUCAGGAGUCACUGGGGAUCCCUGUUUCAGUAUUUAUGAAAAGCUGUUACUUUAAGCUGAGUUGUUUUCAAGCAACCUUUUAAAAAUCCAAUUUUUUUUCUGUAAAAUUCUUUAUAGCAGAGUUCUGCACAGUAUUUUUCUGUAGAGUAGGUACAGUAACCAUGAUUCUCCAUGACGAAUGACUAAUACGUUGUAUAUUGUAACUAAGAGUUUAUUUUUGUUUUGUUACUUGUGAUUGCUGAAAUAAAACAUUUGUAUCCCAGUAUA